Schistocerca gregaria is the source of this 3969-nucleotide messenger RNA. RefSeq names its product cytosolic purine 5'-nucleotidase (gene Nt5b). Gene Ontology annotation, molecular function: 5'-nucleotidase activity. Bases 343 to 2010 code for a protein of 555 amino acids. The record is from RefSeq and is a predicted model, not a curated record. The transcript is spliced from 12 exons. Lineage: Eukaryota; Metazoa; Arthropoda; Insecta; Orthoptera; Acrididae.
GAGAUUUAUCAUGGGCAAUUCAGAAGACAAACUAAAUUCCCUUCCAGUCAAAACUGUGUAUGUCGACUACUUUCAGCGAUAGUGUACGACCAAGAAUUAUCUUUGCACGGAAGUAACGUUUUCGGAUUAUGAGACAACAGACAACUGUUUUCGGUCUGUAUUCUGUACUCAGAUCGUAUAGUAACCAUUGUGCAGAUGCGAAGUAGUUCGGAACAACAAAAUAAUGAGCAGUUUAAAACUGCGUCAGAGCUAGCGGAGAAUGGAGUGGUAACCUGUUUAUAAUUUAAUUGUUGAGGUCUGCCCACUAUAUUUAUUAUUGAUACCUCAACAAUUCAACUGUUCAUGGAUGAUUUUACUGAUGACGGCUAUUUCGAUGGGCGAAAAGGCCAUAGUCGACAGGCUUCAAUUAGGAUAUUCGUGAAUCGGAGUCUCCAUUUGGAGAACAUAAAGUUCUAUGGAUUUGACAUGGAUUAUACAUUGGCUGAGUACAAAUCUCCACAGUAUGAGAGAUUAGGAUUUAAUUUAGUAAAAGAACGGCUUGUAUCUCUUGGAUAUCCUCAAGAAAUACGAGAGUUUGUCUAUGAUCCAUCUUUCCCCAUAAGAGGACUUUGGUUUGAUACACUUUAUGGGAAUCUUCUAAAAGUUGAUGCAUAUGGGAACAUAUUGGUUUGUGUUCAUGGAUUUAAUUUCCUGAAACAUUCCCAGGUGUAUGAACUCUACCCAAAUAAAUUCCUUCAACUGGAUGAAUCUCGUGUGUAUGUACUCAACACGUUGUUUAAUCUUCCUGAAACAUAUUUGCUGGCAUGCCUAAUUGAUUUUUUCACAAAUUCACCACAGUACACAAGUGAAACAACUGGUGUGAAGGCGGGUGAUCUGUUCAUGUCCUACAAAUCAAUGUUCCAAGAUAUUCGUAAUGCAGUUGAUUGGGUGCAUUUGCAGGGAGAUUUAAAAUCCGAGACUAUUAAAAACUUAGAUGAAUACGUGAAAAAAGAUGAAAGGCUGCCCAUGUUCCUCACAAGGAUACGAGAGAGUGGAGCAAAAGUGUUCCUUCUCACUAACAGUGACUACUGUUUUACAGACAAGAUAAUGAAACAUCUGUUUGAUUUCCCUCAUGGAGCAAGACCAGAUGAACCCCACAGAGACUGGAAGACCUAUUUUGACACCAUAGUGGUAGAUGCCCGAAAACCUUUAUUUUUUGGAGAAGGCACAAUACUUCGACAGGUGGACACUGUCACUGGAGCCCUGAAGAUAGGCUCCCAUGUGGGGCCUCUGCAACAGGGACAAGUUUAUUCUGGAGGUAACUGUGAUGUGUUUACAGAACUUCUUGGUGCAAAAGGCAAAGAUGUUCUGUACAUAGGAGAUCACAUAUUUGGUGAUAUUCUGAAGUCAAAAAAGAUUCGCGGGUGGCGAACAUUUCUUAUUGUUCCAGAAUUAGUCCAGGAACUCCAUGUAUGGACGGACAAAUGUCAGCUUUUUGCUGAACUGCAGGCACUAGAUGUUAUGCUAGGGGAAAUGUACAAGAAUCUAGACAGCAGUACAAAAGAGAAACCAGAUAUAUCAAAAAUACGGCUUGCUAUUCGAGAUGUAACGCAUAAGAUGGACCUGGCUUAUGGAAUGAUGGGCAGCGUUUUUCGCAGUGGAUCAAGACAGACUUUUUUUUCUUCUCAAGUUGUGCGAUAUGCUGAUUUGUAUGCAGCUACUUUCCUCAACCUUAUCUACUACCCUUUCAGUUACAUGUUCCGAGCACCGGCAAUGUUGAUGCCCCAUGAAUCAACAGUUGCACAUGAACAAAGAUUCGUAAUGGAGAGUCCCAUGAUUUCUCGUUCUCGAACUUUCUCUGUAAUUGAGGAUGAAGAAAACUCAGAAAAGCAUCAGAAGUUUAUGGAACGGCCACAAGGACAGUUACCACAUCCAAGGCCAGAAACUCCUCGAAGUGUAACACACAAUCACGAUGAAGAUUACUCAGAUGAGGAAACUGACAGCAAGUCAUCAGAAGAAAAGGCUGGUUGAAAGUGGUAUUUUUGAGGCUGAUUUUUUUUAAGGCAUGCUCAAACAUGUGGCUACCUUCUCACUGAAGACACUGAGUUUGAUAUGUACUGACAUUAAAAGAACAGACUCUGACUCAGUGUUGUACUGUGGUAGCUAAUUGUGCAUAUGUGUGUAUAUUAAGGGAAUGUGAAUGACAGAUUUCUCUGUUUAAAUGGUGCUGAAUGUAAAUGACUGAAAUAUCUGACUUCAAAUACAUGAUGAGUAAGAGAUUUAAAACUUAGUGCCCAUAAAUGUUUUUAUUAAUUCAUAAAUGUUUUCAUAUCUCAGACUUGAGUUGAAAUUUAAAGCAUUUUCCUGAAACCCAAGUCAUUCCUUACAUUUUGUUUGACACUUUCUAUUUGUUUUUGAUACACAUAGUGCAAAAGAAAUAGAUAUUUGUAAAUUGGCUUAUAGGUUAAUUAAACGCAUAAAUAUUCAGUAUGAACAGCAAAUAUGUUAAACUGCAAUAAAUUUGGAUUCCAUUACUUUCACAUAGUUUAUUGCAUUUAUUUUCAAAGAGCAGUAUCUGCUGCUAAACAUAGCUUAUGAAGAAAGUUACUUCUUUCUUCAAGUGAAUGCUAUAGGGAAAAAACCUUUUGUUUUCUUUGCAUUCCUGAAUGUGAUUCCACCGCAUCAUUUUGGAGUUGACUGUGUUACUGCCAAAUUACAGCUUUAAUAUUUGCAUAGAUUUAUUUGUUUGCAUUAAGUCAUCACUACUGCGUGUUUUCUUUUAUGUUUUUAAUUAACUGGAGCACAAUAAAGAACAUAUAUUCUGUAUGUAGUUAAUUUUAUGUAUAUAUAAAGCAUACACAUUUUACCAACAAAUGCACAAGCUCAUUAUUUGACUGUAGGCUUGUUUCAAGUUUCUCUAUGCAAUUUACCAUUUCUUUUUCUUUUUUUAUGAUAUGUUAUGAUAGGGAAACCCAUGAGAAGUAUAACUGAAAUGAAAAGAACAGAAAGUUUUGUUAAAAAAAAAAAAGGAUUGCAUUUUAAAAAGGCUGUAACAUUAAUCUGCAUUUCUUUUCCAUUUAAAAUUGUAAAUGUUUUCUAUCAGCCACAUUUUUUGUGUCUUCCAUUACAGUUUUUCAUGAUAUGCUAAUGGCAUUGUUUUUACCUUUUGAUUGGGAUCCACAUAAGAUGAUAACUUGCACAAACACCAGUGAGCAGCUAGUUUCAUAUUGCAGCCACCAUGUAUAUCAAGGUUACUUUGUACAUUUCAAGGAAACUAUGUUGUUUGUUAUUUAUUUUUUGAUAUUUUGUUUUGAGAAAAUGAUCCUCAGAAUGAAACUACAAUCAAAUACAACUAGAUAAAAAUUCUAUUUAUCAAGUAGCUGCAGACAGCAUUUUUGUGACUUUCUGGUUGUGUUUUGUGAAUUUAUCUAAAUAUUCCUUUCGUAGAAGCAUUUUCUAGUCAGCAAGGCGCAGCCUUAGAUUAAAUACUAGCUGCAACUCAUUGAUGUAACUCAUAGUAUGUUUUGUAUGUGUGUGUGUGUGUGGGGGGGGGGGUAUUCGAAUGUCACUUCCACAACUGUGACAAGAUGAUAAAUUAAUAAUACUGAGUGAUGCGGACAAUUGCAGAACAUGGAUCUCCACGCAAGAAGCAAACUUAUCAGGUGAAGAAACAUCUGCACUGCAAGUUUACACUUAACUUGAUUGUCCACUUGUGACUGCUGCUGCUUGCUAAGCUGAAUUUUUUGUGUGUGUAUUUGAAGUAGAGCUGUUUCACAGCCCACAGAAAACAUUGUUUGUGGGUUAUAGAUGUAUAGCUAAUAAGUUUUAUUCAAUAAAAGCCAUCUUCAGGAAUAUGGAUUACCAGAUAGCCUUAAUCAAAAUUUGAAACUAUGGAUGUUUUCUGACACAAAGUCAUUGUUACCUUUAGCAUGACAGAUACCACAUUAUUUGUUAAUAUCAUUUAAAUAAACAUUUUGUCAUAAUUUUAAA